Messenger RNA from Chelmon rostratus (copperband butterflyfish), 2543 nucleotides. RefSeq names its product solute carrier family 30 member 6 (gene slc30a6). Bases 6 to 1742 code for a protein of 578 amino acids. Lineage: Eukaryota; Metazoa; Chordata; Actinopteri; Chaetodontiformes; Chaetodontidae. The record is from RefSeq and is a predicted model, not a curated record. Gene Ontology annotation, molecular function: monoatomic cation transmembrane transporter activity. Gene Ontology annotation, biological process: monoatomic cation transport; transmembrane transport. Gene Ontology annotation, cellular component: membrane. The transcript is spliced from 15 exons.
CCAAAAUGGCGAUGGACGGGAUGAUGUCCACGUCUUCGGGUCUGUCUUACCACAAUGUCGGGGACUUUUACCCCAGAAAGUUCGGCCCGAAGCCGGAUGUGGUGCCGUCCGGGGUGACCGAGAGGAAAGUGGGGCCGCUGGAUAAACCUGACAUGGUGUCGGUGGAUGUCAUUAACAUCAAUGAUUCAGAUGUCCACAUGCACAGGAAGAAGCAUGAGCAUGACACGUACGUCUUGGGCACCAUCCAUCCAUUCAGGAAGACACACAGAUCCAUCUUUGGAAAACUUGUGCAAGAAUUCAGACUAGUCUCCUCAGAUAGACGGUCGUGGAGGAUCCUGCUGUUCGGCACCCUCAACCUGCUGUGCACCGGCUGUCUGCUGAUGUGGUGCAGCUCCACCAACAGCAUGGCCUUAACCGCCUACACGUACCUCACCAUCUUCGACCUCUUCAGUUUGAUCACCUGUCUCAUCAGUUCCUGGGUGACCAUGAAGAAACCCAGUCAGGUCUACUCCUUUGGGUUUGAACGAUUGGAGGUUUUGGCAGUUUUUGCCUCCACUGUUCUCAUCCAACUGGGAGCCUUGUUCAUCCUGAAAGAGAGUGUGGAGCGCUUCUUGGAGCAGCCUGAGGUCCAUACAGGUCGUCUGUUGGUCGGGACGUUCGUCGCUCUGUUCUUCAACCUGUUAACUCUGCUGUCCGUCAGGAACAAACCAUUCUCCUACGUCUCAGAAGCGGCCAGCAGCAGUUGGCUUCAGGAACAUGUGGCAGAUCUGAGUCGAAGUUUGUGUGGCAUCAUCCCAGGUCUCAGCAGCGUGCUGCUGCCUCGCAUGAACCCGUUUGUGCUGAUCAACAUGGCAGGAGCUCUCUCCCUCUGCAUCACCUACAUGCUCAUCGAAAUCAAUAACUAUAACGCGGUGGACACGGCGUCGGCGGUCGCCAUCGCUCUCAUGACCUUUGGCACCAUGUAUCCCAUGAGCGUCUACAGCGGCAAAGUGCUGCUGCAGACCACUCCCUCCCACAUCAUUGGCCAACUGGACAAACUGCUCAGAGAGGUGUCGACUCUGGACGGAGUGCUGGAGGUUCGCAACGAGCACUUCUGGACUGUUGGCUUCGGAUCUCUGGCCGGCUCCGCCCACGUCCGGAUCCGCCGCGACGCCAACGAGCAGUUGGUCCUGGCUCACGUCACCAACCGGCUGCUGCCGCUCGUCUCCACCUUGACGGUCCAGAUCUUUAAAGACGACUGGACCAGACCCCUCCUCACCGGGGCCCUCUCCUCCUCUGCCUCUGCUCCCCCUCUGGGUCCUGCUGACGGCUACGCCGCCCUCCCCUCCUCCUCCGUGCCUCCUCUGCUGCUGUCCUCGGGAGGGGAGCUGGACCCGCUGACCUCCACGCCCUCCAAACCCAGCAGCCCUCCUCCAGAGUUUGCCUUUGACACACCGGGCAGGAAUGUGCAGCCGGUGGUCCUCCCCGCCCCGGGACACCACGCUCACAGGCCCUACGGAGGCCUGGGACUCGCCUAUGGAGCCUCUCCCUACACAGGGAUGCUGAGUCAGGGGCUGGCGCGGCCUGGCGGCGGGCUCGGACUCGGCGUGCAGGGUCUGGGGGCGGGUUAUGGACUGGGUGUGGGCGGGGUGCCCUCCUCUCAGAGCUACAGAACUGCCUUCGGAGGGUCGACGGCGCCGCUGCGGUUUGGAACCGGCAGCCCUCUGGCUUCACAGUCGCAGUACAGACAGUACCGGCCCUGAACUGGAACGCUGCUCCUUCAAAGACUGUGAUUGAUGCCGAAGGUCAAGUUUCACCACAGCUCCGUUCAGACGUCUGAUAGUCUGAUGAGAUUUAUUUCCUGUCCAGGCCGGACGGCGGGAACGACAACAUUUACUCUCAGUGUGACAACAGGAUGAAACUUUAGAGGACGGAGCUCAUUCUUUGAAGUUUUACUGUCACAUUUUGUAGUUUGAGCCUCCUGAUUUUAGAAGAGAGGUGGUCAGGGCGUUGUAGUAUUUAUUUUGUCGACAAGAGGACCAACACGUUGCCUGUGGAUGGAUUUUUUUGUCUGGAUGUUGGGAAAUAACCUCCGUCUGGGGCUGACAGUAAGAAAGCACAGAGUCCAAACUUACUCAGAGGUUGUUUUCAGCGAAGGCGGAAACGUCGUCAAGCAUUGAAUUUAAUUACUGUUACAUUUUAAAUUUCAGGCUUUUAAAGAACAUUAGAGUCCAAAAUGAUGAUGACUGAUCAUGUCCGAGUUUGAUGUAUGAAAGGAGAGAUAAGAGAUGAGGAGAAAAUGAUUAUUCAGACUCAAACAGCAUAUUGGACCAAACUGAGGGAGAAAAUGUAGAAAACAGGAAGAAAGAGACAUCAGCUGAAAGUGUCGCCUCAACAUGUUUCAUGGCCGCACGACUUGAAUUCAUUGUAUUUAAAACCAAAACAACAUGAUUGUCUUCGUUUGUAGGUGAAAGGUUUUGGUUUGCUCCACCUCUGCUUCAUGCCAACCUCAUUUUUCUAAAACUUUCUUUUUCCUCUUGAGAUUAAAUUUGGGAUAAAACUCA